This is a messenger RNA of Malassezia sympodialis ATCC 42132, 180 nucleotides long. RefSeq names its product ubiquitin-40S ribosomal protein eS31 RPS31 fusion protein (gene RPS31). Gene Ontology annotation, biological process: translation. Lineage: Eukaryota; Fungi; Basidiomycota; Malasseziomycetes; Malasseziales; Malasseziaceae. The record is from RefSeq and is a predicted model, not a curated record. Gene Ontology annotation, molecular function: protein binding; structural constituent of ribosome. Gene Ontology annotation, cellular component: ribosome.
AUGGCCACUCUGAAGUACUACCGCAUCAACGACGACGGCUCGGUGAAGCAGCUCCGCCGUGAGUGCCCGUCGCCCGAGUGCGGUCCCGGUAUCUUCAUGGCCUGGCACCACAACCGCCAGUACUGCGGCAAGUGCCACCUGACCUACCUCUUCCAGGAGGGCACGCAGAAGCCUGAGUAG